UUGGCCUGUACGAGCCGUUCAAAUUGUCCAAGUCUAACUGCUUUGCAUCCUCUGUGCAAUUUUACUGUCAGAUUAUAUUUCGGCAUUGUCAUUUCGUAAGAAUUAAGUUGUGUACUUCAGGCAGUGCUUCUAGACGGCAAGUCGCACACCGCUCGCCACUGACCAGCGUAACCAUGAUGUGCCCAAUUGUGAAGAACAACUUCGAUAUCUACCAGACGAGCGCGGUAGGCAGCCCCGUGAAUCCCGGGAUGGCAUCUGGUCCGGGAUCGCAAUCACGAUCCCGCAAGACGUCGCAGUGCUCGAAUCGCUCCCGAUCGCACGCCAUCUCACCGGGAGCAGGGGGCGGUUGUGGAACAUCGGGACCAACAUCGUUGUCGUCAUCGCCUGGCAGCGAUCUCGACGAACGCCUGCGUUCCGUAGUUAGCGGAGCAACCGACGGUUUCCACCCAAUGGCAAAUCGCUCGAGGCGGAUAUCCCGAUGCUCGGAGCACGGGACCUCGGCAACAUCCGCAAACGUCGUGCCGCAAUCGGUCUCGUCCAGCUCUCUGAACAAGUUUCACAUGCGGCUCGUUGAUAAGCUGCGUCGAGCCCUUCGAAGUAAAGACGACUCGGCUUUGAAGACUACGACGACAACAACUACGUGAUCCGGAUCUCAGACGCCGGUGGGUCGUCGAAAUAGCGUCAGACGCGGUGCUAACCGUUUCACCGGCCAGCAGCAGGAUCGUCGUUGCCAUUCCUAUCCAAGUCACUACAGACGAUGUCGAUGGCAGUAUCAAGAUCCGGGAGACGGCGACCUCAUAAGAAUGUAAACCCGGACCAAAGCGAGGCUACCUGUAACAGCUACUUACACUGCAUCAAACAUAAAAUGUGUGUGGGGCUGAGGAGAGCAGGGCAGGAUUACAUUGCGAGAUUUUAUAGUUCCGUCAGGUGCAUUUGUAACAUUACUAUAGACAGAGCUUAUCGACAAUACGCGCGUGCGCACCCGAAAUUUCGCGCACGCCUGACAUCGUAGAACGUAAAAUCAACCAAUUUAAAUUUCGUACGACUAGAAAUGAUAUGAACUUUGUUUGAUUCAGUGCUGUCUCCGUGCGUUGAAGCACACCUGGGCUGUUUCAGGGAUUGGAUUUGAUCUACGCUUUUCCCGAACUAGCUUGAAAUAGGAGCGGUGACCUCUGCCGUGAAUCGGCGCAAUCAGUCAAUCACUGUUGGUGGCGAUGAUUCAAUGAAGAGGAGGAUGACGUGUGCGUGUGUGUGUGGAGUUUAUCAAGGCAUAAGAAUAGUGAAAAACAUCUGAAUCUAGUGCCAAUUGUCUGUUUACCACUUCUUAUAAUUAUUAUUACAGCUAUAGAACUGCUUUUUGCAUCCUUUAUAGUCUCGACCUAGGUCUCAAACCAAGUUCGCAGCCCAUAGAGGCUCAUCGAGCGGUGCUAUUGCUUCUUUCUAAUCGAACUUUGUGCAUAGGUCAUUCGAUAACUGCUUAAUGUGGAAGGAAAGUGAAAUUGUAGCUGGCCUUCCGUGUUUUUAUUGAUCGCAGGGAAUGGACCUCGUCGAUUGGCCCCGGCCGUGUCUAAACCGCUUCACUAGCCUAGCAAAUAACUAAUAUUAUUCGUUGACAAUAAUACUGAUGUCAGAUUUCAAUACGGGAACAUUUUUAGAAAACUAACAUUAGAACAUUCGAUUGGGUCGUUCGCGAGAAAACAAAAGCUGGUAAAGCCUCCAUAAAUUCUAUCGUGUGCCUAAAGGCAAUACAGAAACAUCGACGAACGUAUGCAAAAUGUGUAGUAGUCGUGUCGUGUCCCUUAGACGUUUGAGGAGGCUAGCUUAGCGCGGGCAGAAAUGAAGGUAUCUUAACUGGUGUUUAAUAUAGAAAAAAAUGUAGAUGUUUUAUACAUUUGUGAUGAAUUACGCCGUUUCUCGAGGUAUGCCGUCUCAUCUGCGCCUUUGAUGUUAUAUCUUAGGUAUAUAAUAAACACUAUCAUUGCAUUUUGUACGGUUAAAAGCGGUUCUCCCAUCACAUCGGUAUCAGCGACUGACAUAGUAUAGGGAAUCAUUAAUGACUGCAUUCGAAAACAAAUAAAGAAAACUAAUAACUAAUUAUCGGCGUAGAUGUUGCUUCGGCUGCAUGGACUUUUUUUUUUUGUCAAAAUCAAACACUCAGCGACUCCCGAGUUCACGCACAUUACUAGUGAUAUUUUGCAAUAAGACUCUCGCAUAUCAGGCAGACUAUAUGUUUUUUUUGUCAGAAAAAGUCAAUACCAUUACAAUCCGAAUACACUAGAGAAGAAUAACGGCUGAAAGCCGUACUAUUCAGCCUGGUACGGCCGUAAACGCUGAACGGUUCAAAAUGUCGUUAUCAUCAGUAUCUUUGAGGAGUAGCUGAAACCGUUUGUUUUCGGUGCAUAUAUAUGCGCGCCACUGCACACCAUCUGUGGGCGUACUAAUUAUUAGACACAGGUAGAGUUUACCUAGCGCGCGUCGGAAUUUACCGAUAAUCGUUUGCAUGACCCAUAACAGCUUCUAUAACACGUCUGCUGCUAUUUCGACCGCGACAGAAGCUCUGCACGGAGAAUUUCGUAUAAUACCUAUAUAUACAUGUAUAAUUGAUUGAUUCUGAUACUGAUGAGUUGAUAAGCAUAAUGCUUUUCGAAUCGUCAUCAAAUAAAUAAACCCAUAACUAAACUUGAAGAGGAUGUAAAAGAUACACAUUGUCAAUGUUGUUAUUGAGUCAUUGCGAAGGCGGUCUCUACCGCUUAAGAUAUACCUGUCAGUGGAAAAUAUUUAUAUCAAAAGAUAUAUAUAUAUAUAUAUAUAUAUAUACACUUGAUUUAUACAUUCCUGCAACAAAGAUGUACAUUUAUAUAAGUAUUAUUAGAACAUAUUUAUAUACGUAUCACUGGCUAAAUAUUAUCAAAUUAUCGAAAAUUACCCUUGCAGCAAAACAGAAAUGACUUAUUUACACAACCUUUGUAUAAACGGUACAAAUGUUUAGGGGAAUUUGAAUGUAUGAAGCCGUAAUCUAGGGAUGGAGGCGGUAGAACCUCAAGGCAGCAACGCACGAGGGUUAUUUAGUUUUUUUGUCAUAUUUUAUACCAACGUAUAUCGGAGGGGUACAACAAGGAAUAACAUUCGAUGUAUUGCUAGAAAGAACUAUAGAAAAGUCUAAAAUAUAACGAUUCAAUAAAAGUCUAUUAGCGAACUAACCAAAGUACGCUGUGUUGCUUUCCCUUUAAUAAGAGAAGUUAUAUCGAUUCCGCUUAACUCCUUAAGCAAAGAGUUCAGUACAUGAUAUUUAUUGUUGAAUUAUAUUUAUAUUUUGUGAAAUGUAGUACACUUUCUCUGUGCUACUGUUUCGCUGGCCGUAUUUUGUGGCUGGCCCAAAUCGAAUUCAGUCGGGAACAUUUUUGCGUUUACCCUUGUAACGACGGCGCGAAUUCGGUCACAUCGACAUGCUUGGGAUGGGAAUAUUGCCCAUUUUUUACGCACCUACUGUGCUGAGAAAUGAUCGUAUUAAUAAACUGGUUGAUUAGUAACAGCCGCCUCGAGCUCGAGUACAAUAGUAAACAUAUUUAUCGUUAUUAGACUGAUAUAUCUUAAGCAGCAAACCGCAAUUACCUAAUAAUAACGUAACGAUGCCACACAUGAAUGGUGCGAGUUGUUAUAAGCCUUAUAAAAAUUUAACACAUGAAUCACUGACGCCUUGAAUCAACCCGAAGGC
Messenger RNA from Varroa destructor (honeybee mite), 3715 nucleotides. RefSeq lists its product as uncharacterized. NCBI's taxonomy places the organism in Eukaryota, Metazoa, Arthropoda, Arachnida, Mesostigmata, Varroidae. The record is from RefSeq and is a predicted model, not a curated record.